AUGUUUGCACUGUCGGCUGCUCCCAAAAGAAAGUACCAAGAAGCAGACAUCUCGGAUGAGGACGACGAGCCCUCCCUUGGAAGACAAGUGUUGCCCGUUGCGAACCUCCCGGCCAACUUCAAUGGUGUACCUGAGGAUGGGCUGCAGUACUUGUUCACAGUUCGACGUGACGCGCGCAUGCGUCCACACAUAACGAGAGUAGCAAACCCCUACGAGAUCAAGGAAGAACAAAGAGAACCUAGUGUUGACGCCAUGGACCCGGACCACCCUCUGUUACCGUCCGAGGAAUGGCGAGAUGUCUUUAUAAGGCGAUUCAAGAACUUCCGCAAGAACUCUAUGCAGCCCACAGUGGGCGCCCGUGCACCUAGCUCUUCACGUAAGCUUCUGCCGGACAUGCGAGAGAGAGACCUGUGGUGGGCCUUCCUGACGGGCCAGCCCGCAUCUGUAUGGGACCCGCCCAAGAAGCCAAAGCAGCCCAAGAACAACAGGAAUUGGAAAGGCCGCUCUCAAGGUUACAGCGUGGACACGCUCGCCUAUUCUGAUGACGCAGAGUCUUCGCAACAUCUCAGCUACUCUCUCGAGGACGGACGCGUCUUUUCCACGUCGAGCAGCGAGAUGUGGAGGGUCACGACCGACGGCGUCGAACUCACUAGUGCUCUCAACGCUACGGCAUCACUCCCCACUCCCUCUGGCACGCCCGCACCACCGGAUCGCCUGGAAGAGUCUUCUGGCAGUAACGCCUUCGCAAGUAGCUCCUCGUUAAACGCUCUCCAUCCACCGGAGCCAACUCCAACCCUGAUGCACCGAAUAGACCACCGGUACGCGUUACAUCUAUUGAUGUACUUUACCCAUUGGAUCAAUCUGCGUCUCGAGCGAGAUGCGGCACCCUCGCCGCACCUCGUAACGGAGGCGCACUCUCGCUGGAUGUUCACGCUCCUCUCCCGUGUGGAGGACUACGUCUCGGCAGACGAGACAAGCCUGUUGCGGAGUCUCGCGCGCGCAUGCAUAUCCCUCAUAGAGGAAACGAGACGAGAGAUCGCCGGCUCUUCAGGGGACACGUCUCCUGUUGAAUCGUCACCUCUGGAACCAACUUGCUGGAUGAUCAUAACCGCUGUGGUCAGCAUUUGGGGCCAGAAAGACUUGUGGAUGGACGCGGAGGCGAUGUUGCGAAGACUGUCGGCAUGA
Rhodofomes roseus is the source of this 1185-nucleotide messenger RNA. RefSeq lists its product as uncharacterized. Lineage: Eukaryota; Fungi; Basidiomycota; Agaricomycetes; Polyporales; Fomitopsidaceae. Gene Ontology annotation, biological process: spliceosomal snRNP assembly. Gene Ontology annotation, cellular component: nucleus; SMN complex. The transcript has 4 exons. The record is from RefSeq and is a predicted model, not a curated record. Bases 1 to 1185 code for a protein of 394 amino acids.